GGUUCCUAUUUGAUGACUAAUGCAAUCAGAACGCGCCGCAUUUCGCGCCGAGUCAACAAAACUUCCUUUUAAUCAGUGACUGGCGCUACGAAACACAUAACAGUUCUCCCGUGUCCCAGGUGACUUGGCCAAUGGUCGCACUGCCAGCUUAGAACGCUGAUAAACUUUUCUCAGAACAGUGUACCGGCGACAGGGAUGGCGAUUUCACGGCAGCUCAAUUUCAGGGCCAUUUCGGUUCUUGGUUUAUUGUUUUUCUGCGGAAUUGCCGCAGUACAUGACCCAUUCGCUUUCGGCCUUAGAAGCGAAUGCGAGCUUAUCAAUCUACCUCGGUGUGGAAAACUACAGAGUGGAUUUAUCAGUUUACCAAAUCCAUUUGGUCAUUGGACUCAAUUGGAGAUAGUCAACAGUUCGAACUACAAAUUCCUUGAACGAGCAAGUGAGGUACUUAUGACACAAGCAGAGUCAGUACACAGUGAGGAAGCAUCCAAUGUAACGUUCGAAGAUUUUCAACGUUGCGAACAACAGAUACACCAGUUGACUUGCGCUGUGAUCGCGCCGAAGUGUUUCUUCUUGAGUCGACUUAGCGUGAGCAGCGUACCUCCUUGCAAGAGAGUUUGCGUCGAGGUACGUGAGAGAUGCAGCGACCUGCUUAUUUCAGGCGGAUUGCAAUGGCCCGUAUUUCUCGACUGUCAAGAGUUCAUAGAAUGCGACAUUGAAACUGUAUGCAGAGGAAGGCGAAGUGUUUUGCCUCCCGUGUCAAAGUCGGGCGAACGUAGACAUCAUUUCCACAGGUUAAAAAGGCCAGCACGCCUCCCACCAUUCCAGUUCAAACACCAUUCUCAAAUGCAUCUAAAAAGGAUGUUAAGGAAGAUAGUCCACGCCUGUCCGGACAUUACUCGCUUUUAUGAGAUCGGAAAAUCCGUGGAAAGGCGACCGCUGUGGGUGAUUGAAUUUUCAGACAACCCUGGUCAACACGACGAACUAGAACCUGAAGUGAAAUGGGUCGGUGGUAUCCAUGGUAACGAGGUGCUUGGAAGAGAAAUGCUGAUAGCGUUCGCUCAUUAUUUAUGUCGGGAGUGGAAAUCUGGCAACCAGAGAAUCGUAAAUAUGAUCAAAACCACUCGCAUUCACCUCAUGCCGACCAUGAAUCCAGAUGGAUAUCAUAAAGCUGGUCUUCAGCCAAAAUAUCGAAGGGAUUGGUUAACCGGUCGUUAUUCCAAGAAGGGAUUUGACCUAAACCGGAAUUUUCCGGAUUUGACCGCCGACAUGUAUCACAACGAGAAACACGGUGGACCAAACCAUCACCUUGAGAUUCCUAUGGAAUAUUGGCGAAGUCACAGAGAGGACCAUCUCCCGGAGAUUCAUGCUGUGAUAAAAUGGAUAAAAAAUUACCCUUUCCUACUAUCGGCUCAGUUACACGGAGGGGAAUUAGUGGCGAAUUAUCCUUACGACAUACGGAGGAUAUCAUCUGGCAAAUGGCGUUGGUUAAGCGAAACUCCCGACUACGCCGCUUGCCCGGAUGAUGCAUUAUUUCGAAUGCUCGCAUCUACAUUCGCAGAGAGCCAUGGCACAAUGGCUAACCCAAUUCUAAACCGAUGUGAUGGGAAUUUCGGUAGAACGGGUGGCAUUACUAACGGUGCUGACUGGUACACAGUACACGGAGGCAUGCAAGAUUUCAAUUACUUACACACCAACUGUUAUGAGAUAUUGAUUGAGAUCGGGUGCCAAAAGUUCCCACCAGCUUACGUGUUGCCAGAGGAAUGGAUAAAUAAUAAGGAAGCGUUCAUCGCUUAUACCGAAAAGGCUCAUGUAGGUAUUAAAGGUUUGGUAACCGAUGCUUACGGGGUUCGAAUCCCAGAUGCGGAAAUCCAGGUUGAAGGAAUUGAACAUCAUAUUACAACAACUGAAAACGGGGAGUAUUGGCGAUUACUUACACCUGGGAGUUAUUAUGUUUCUGCGGUUCAUCCCGAAUACAGAAUACACGGUCAAUUUGUGGAGGUUUUGAACAAACCCAACACGACGGAGGCAAAAAGAGUCGAUUUUGUGCUUCAUACUGAAGAAGAAUGGAAUAUAAAACUGCCGAAAAUCGGACAUCUGAAAAUUCUUCCUGCACUGGUGACACCUCCGACACUUGUGGAAAGCUUCACAACUGUGGGAAACUACAACAUAACAGAAGAAACACCUCUAAGUAUUGCGCCUAAUAUUGCAGAGGGGAUCUCUGUUUCACCAAACCAAAGUUCGUUUGAAACGCAAAAGUUUACUGAACCACCAACACUAAAGAGUACUGAACCAAAAAGGCCAAAAAUAAUUAAUUCAACGAAGGAAUCUACUUCUACGUUUGUUGAAAUAGUAACUAACACUUCUGUGAAUCCUCAAAUGGAAUCGACAUCAGAAACUAUAACGAAUAUACCAUCCGUUCUCGGCACGGGGAAAUCAGCAAACUUAUAUACAACGUCUUCACAUGGACUCUUGGAGGCUGAAAAUACGACGGCGGUGAAUUUGCCAUUAUCUAUAACUGACCAAAGCAAUGCAGUUACACGGUUUGUUAGGAAUAUGACAAGUGUCGAAUCUGAAUUGGAGAAGUCCCAAAGCACUUCACCAUUUUUCAUCGAGAAUAAUUCUUCCUCCAGCAAGCCAACUGUAAUGUUGAAUGUAUCGGACACUUCGUCUUCAGCUUUGUACACUUCAGUGAAGAAUGAAGCUUCAACCCAAGGUAAUGUAAUAGAUAACAGGAUGAUAGAACUUUCAACACAUUACACGUCAAAUGUAAAGACCAGAUUGUCCGACAUAAAAUUUGACCAAAACCAACAAACUGCACCUACAUUGGUUCAAUCAACAAACAGUUCACUUUAUAGUUCCAAUGCGACGGAAACUUCCGUUCGUGAUUUAGAAAACGACCUUAUUGAAAUAACAACAGGAAAACCUUUUCAAGUAAAAAAUAAAAAUAAAAAUCGGAACGAAACUUCUACCACUACGUAUCGAACUCCAAAAGUUAUACAAACCGAGGAAAGUUCUUUGGCCCCGCAAAAAAAGUAUGCAACUCUGCAUUCCUCGAAUCCUUUCCAAAUUAAUACCAGUGCCCACGGUUGGAAAGAUAUAACUGGUAAAACCAUUUCAACAGCGAGACCCGAAUUUUAUGCGAGCAGUUCUGCUAUGGGUACUGAACACUCAAUCGAGUCGAGUGGUGAUUCAGAUUACAAAGAUUCUCCAUCUUUCCAAAACGGAGGAAAACCCACUAAAGAUCAUAGGGAUUUGGAGGAUCAGAAAACAGACCAUACCGAAGUCGAUAGUUAUAGGCUACAGACAUAGCCACCAUCACUCCAACGCCGCUUUUUUACGUAUAGCCAGAAAAAAGUCGAACCUUAUCAAACAGGUGUAACAACCAGCUUAGAAAAUGGAGACUUCGAAAAAUCAAGGGGAUCAAUUCUAAUACGAAAAAAACAACAAAAAAAGACCCGAUAUAAGGCCAUUAAUUUUAAACGUAUUACUUGCCAAGUUUGAUUUAGUUUGAACUCCUCUUCGCAGAAUUUGCCCAGAGCAAAUCAUCUUUUGGUUACUAUACAGU
Molecule: messenger RNA, 3565 nt
Organism: Ciona intestinalis (vase tunicate)
Lineage: Eukaryota; Metazoa; Chordata; Ascidiacea; Phlebobranchia; Cionidae
Source: RefSeq, a predicted model, not a curated record